This is a messenger RNA of Angiostrongylus costaricensis, 540 nucleotides long. Lineage: Eukaryota; Metazoa; Nematoda; Chromadorea; Rhabditida; Metastrongylidae. The record is from the annotation of a GenBank genome assembly.
AUGGCGACUGAAUCACGACCGUAUCGAAUCGGUGACGUUAUAGGCAGUUUAAGAGAUCUGAUAUCGCGCAGGCGAUCACCAUCACUAUCACGACGACGAAAGAGGGAUGUCGAGAUGACGACAGCGGCAAUCGAACGUGAACGAAAGGUGUCGGCGCCAGCGGAUCUGAACCAGAUAUUCACACCGGUCGUUGAACAACCAUUCACUAGCUCAUCGGAUUCAAUGAAAUAUACUUUGAAUUCCCAGCGAAACUCCAGAGUUUCACCUAUUCGUCAAGUGGACGUUGUGAAGACUAUUAUUCCAUCGGUAAUGCCUACGCAAAACAACGUACAAUAUUCAGUACCGGAUGGCAGUGAAGGUAUAGUGCAGUUACUUUCAAAAAAAGAAGUAUCAGUAACGUCUAUUAGUGACUAUUCACUAGUUAAUGGACUUUUUGUUAGGUUAUUUUCAAAUUCCCUCCGCUUAAAACAUAACAUUCCAACUUUAUCGAUUGAUUGCUCUGUAGUGGGUGAGAUGAUUUCAGUGCCGGUGUUUGAAUAG